AUGGUUCUUCAAGCGCUUCCAACUUUCUGCAUGCAGAUCAUGCUCCUCUAUAAACGGAUAUGGAAGUCGCUGGAGUCAUACGGACCUGAUAAAGUUAGAUACUUCUUGUGGAUGGUUCUGAAUGGAUGUCUUAAGACGAAUGCUAGAAGACACCGGACUGGAGAAACAAGAAAAACUAAUGCCUACAAGGAUAACUUGUUUGAUCGUUUAGCAAUACGCCAUCUUUCAAAAAGCGUUCAGGAAGCCACAGGACUUAGUAACAACAAGAGAGGGUAUGAAAGCUUGGUGGAGGCAGCUACUGUGGCUAAACACAAAUUUGACCCAAUUCAGCAGCAAGGGGUUAUCAUCCAAGCUCUUGAGAGAGCCUUUCCUAAGCUAAUACUUUCAUUCAUAAAGGAUGAAAGGGACAGAGAUAAAAGGGUGAUACUUGGGGUAAUUGAAGAAUAA
Molecule: messenger RNA, 447 nt
Organism: Sphenostylis stenocarpa
Lineage: Eukaryota; Viridiplantae; Streptophyta; Magnoliopsida; Fabales; Fabaceae
Source: the annotation of a GenBank genome assembly